AUGAAUCGAAUAGCCAGAAUCUCAGCUAGAAUUCCAGCUAGAAUUCCAGCCCACUUGAGGCAAGCAUCCACGGCUUCUACAGCAUCUACAGUAAUCUCCACAGCCGAGGAAAAGAAGCCGCCGCUAAAGGAGAAAAAAGUGGACUGGAAGACGGAUUUGCUGAAAAUUCUGGAGACUGAACACAAGCAGAAGAAGAGGAAACUAUGGAAGAUGCGAGUGGAUCAGCAAGCGAUGGCAGAUAUCUUCAGAUUCACACUGAAAGAUGACGUGCAGUCUCUGGUGAGACUCACUGAGAAUCAGCUAAGAAGUCGGCAUUCUCCGGAAACUGUGCCCGUUUGCUUCCUGGUUCUUCAUAAGAAAAUGGAGAAGAUUUUGAAGAAAGUGGAGGCUAUUGAAUCACCUGACUCUUUAUCGAUUUUUAUAGGAAUAGCUGAUCUAUAUAGGUCCAUUAAGAGAAAUGAGACGAAUACCACUUAUCUGAUGGCUCUUCUGUUGCUAAGUAGUCUCCGAAAAUGGAAGGAUCAACGAUCCUACGAAGAGAGAAGUUCUAAAACCAUCGCGGAUCUUUUUGAUUCAAUGGAACAGAAAAUGAGGCAAUUGGCGAAAGGAGUGAAUGUUGAGGAGCGGGAAAUGGAAGUGUUCUUGAACUCGGAUGAUCACAAAGCAAUCCAAAACGAAGUGGAGAUGUUGAGAAGUUUUAGUGUUCCCGUACCAAGGAAAAAAGAAGGAGCAAGAUAUUCGGAAGAGUUGGAAGAUCUAAUAGGGCCACUUCAGACGAAUUGUCAUCAAGAAGAGUACAGGAACAAUCCAUUUCAAGUUGAUGGGAUGGAAAAGGGGAAAUAUAAGACAUUGUUCGAAGAGCAUUUGAAAACAGAGUCAACAAUGUGGAUUCAAGUCAAGAAUACGGUAGGGGAGGCGGCGGAGAAGAAUGGGAAGUCGGGAGAGGAGCUGAUAACGGAAUGGGAUUGGAGGAAAAGGAUUAGUGAUGGAUUGAGGAAGUUGGAUCCGAAUGAUACGCAUCCGUUGGUUUCCACAUGCCUUGAACUCCUCCCCCGUGAGAAGCUAGUUGAAAUCCUCUACUUCACCGUCGUUGCCGCCUGCUCCCAAGGACAAAACCUCAUCGGAGCCACCCAAUUCCAAUACGAUGUCCUAGACCCGAUUCUCAAAGAGCUAGGAAACGCAUUCAAGAAAGAGUUGGGAUUCAAUGAGACGGAAAUCUGGAAGCGUGUCUUCGACUCGUACAUCAACUAUUUUUUGGAUUCAGGAGUCUCCAGACAGAAUACGCAUCGAGAGUGGUGGAGCAAGGCGUGUAAGCAGCAGAACUUGGCCCCAAAUUUUAAAUUUCAAAUGGGAAAUCUGGAUGCAGAGACGAGGAACGAGGUGUGCAAUGUGAUAGUGGAUGUGCUUUUCAACUCGUGUCUGUUUCCAGUGGAGUCGAAGGAUGGGAAAAAUUUUUCGCCUUUUGAAGUUAUCUUUCCACACCUUUCAAUGUCCCCCUUUAACAAAAAAUUUGCAGUCACCUGGACUCGCUCCUUCUCCUACCGAUCCAUCUCCAUAGAAGAAGAAUCGAAACUCUCCACGGAUUGUCGUCUCUCCCUAUCCAGAAUGCUCUCAAUCAACUCGAAACUCAUGGCAAUGUUCGACAAGAAUCCCUUCGAUUUCAUCGUAUUCUCCACAUUCAACCUCCCAAUGACAGUACCACCAAGACCGUGGAUUGAUCGGGGAACGGGCGGUCCGUUGUAUACAGCAGGACAGGAUAUCAUUAGGAAUAUGUUCGAAUUCAAAUCGGUCCGUUUGAACGAUGAAAUGAGGCAGAGGAUACAGUCGCCAGCACAAGGAAGGCCGGUGUUCGACGCGCUUAAUCAGUUGGGAUCUACACCUUGGGUUAUCAAUGAGUCCAUGCUGGACACGUUGAAGACGGUGUUCGGGCAGUCCGGAUGUAAAGAAUCCGAGCCACUUUUGGAGAAGUUGGGUAUUCCAAUGAGGCAUGAUACAUUUGAUGUUCCGGAUUUUGUGAGGGAGUUUGGAAAUGUGAAAAAGGAGGAUGUGGAUGUGGAGAAGUUUAGGAGAUAUGCCAAGAAGAAAGCGGAAGCUGUGAAGAUGAGAAACGAAAGCAAUUCGCUGUGGUGUUGGAUGCAGUACCGAGUGGUCCUAGCUGAUCACUUCCGCGGCCAAACCCUCUUCUUCCCUCACAACAUGGAUUUCCGCGGCCGUGUCUACCCACUCUCUCCAUAUCUCUCCCAUAUGGGCGACGACGUCAAUCGAUGCAUUCUGAAGUUUGCCAAAUCUCAACCACUAGGAUCGCACGGAUUCGACUGGCUCAAACUGCACUGUGUAAAUCUGACGGGGACGAUGAAGCGAGCAAGUGUGGCCGAUAGAAUGGUCGAAGCCGAACGUCUCAUUCCCUCUAUUCUCGAUUCGGCACGUAACCCAUUGAAUGGCGAGAAGUGGUGGAUGUCUUCAGAUGAGCCAUGGCAAACGUUGGCGGCGUGUGUGGAGAUCGAGAACGCAAUGAAGUACGGUAGUGACGUGGCAUCGUUUCCCAGUCAACUACCAGUUCAUCAGGAUGGAAGUUGCAAUGGAUUACAACACUACGCGGCGUUAGGAAGAGACAAUGAAGGAGGCGUUCAGGUGAAUCUGACGCAGUGUGAGACGCCGAACGAUGUGUAUUCAGAUGUGGCACAGAGAGUUGAGCAAAAACGAAAGCAAGACGAGGAGUCGAAUGGUGAGGAUCGUGACGUGGCACUGAAGCUUCGAGAGGCUCUUCCACAAAAUGUUCCACGAAAAGUUAUCAAGCAGACAGUGAUGACAACGGUCUAUGGCGUGACAAUGUAUGGAGCAGUUUUGCAGAUUAAGAGACAGUUGAAAGCAAUGGAUAUACCAGGAGAAGACGCAGCCAUAUUCGCUCGCUAUCUUGCUCGCAAAACAUUUGCCAGUCUCAAUGACGCGUUUACCAGUUCAAUGGCUCUUAAGGAUUGGUUCCGGCUGAUUGCAAAAGGAGCAAGUGAUUUGAUGAAGACAGUGGAGUGGGUCACACCAUUAGGUCUUCCUGUUGUCCAACCGUAUUGUCGACUUUUGGAAAGAAAAUCAAAGUUGGUGCUAGUCCCGAUUCCUAUGAAACAAGUCGACGCGUUUCCACCGAACUUUGUACACUCGUUGGAUUCUACGCAUAUGAUGCUCACUUCGCUGAAUUGUGCUAAUCGUGGGAUCACUUUUGCCGCCGUCCACGAUUGCUUCUGGACGCAUGCCAACUCGGUGGACGAGAUGAACCAAAUCUGUCGUCAGCAAUUCGUCUCGCUACACUCUCAACCAAUAGUUGAGCAAUGUUCCGAAUGGUUCAAAACCACCUAUUUGACACCGAGGAUUCAGAAGAUUCUCCCGCCGUCUGAAGUCGAUAGAUUCGCUGAUAUCUUCACUGUUAAAGUGAAACAAGGAGAGCUGGAUAUUGAGAAAGUCAAGGAUUCUGUGUACUUUUUCAGUUGA
Molecule: messenger RNA, 3483 nt
Organism: Caenorhabditis briggsae
Lineage: Eukaryota; Metazoa; Nematoda; Chromadorea; Rhabditida; Rhabditidae
Exons: 8
Coding region: 1-3483 (1160 amino acids)
Biological process (GO): mitochondrial transcription
Cellular component (GO): mitochondrial DNA-directed RNA polymerase complex
Molecular function (GO): DNA-directed RNA polymerase activity; mitochondrial promoter sequence-specific DNA binding
Source: RefSeq, a predicted model, not a curated record